AUGGAAGAACUGCCCAUUUUCGAGCCGACAGCAGCGAAUGUCAGUGCAUUUGUGGGACAAACCGCAUAUCUACCGUGCCGCGUGCGAAAUUUGGGUGACAAAGUAGUUUCUUGGAUGAGAAGUAAGGACCUCCAUAUUCUUACUUCGGGAAAUUUUUCGUUCAGCUCAGAUGCGCGAUUCGGACCCCAGCACACUCCAGGCAGCGACGCUUGGACUCUCAGGUUGGAUAACGCCAGGAAGACGGAUUCUGGGAAAUACGAGUGCCAGGUCAAUACGGAACCGAAGAUCAUGUAUGCAGUGCAGCUCUCUGUGCGAGAUCCAGACAAACCAGAGGGCUAUGACGAGCCAUAUUCUCAGCAGACACGUAUAAGCUACGAGAGUACAGCGCCGGUGGCAGACAUAAUGGGUCCUCGGGAGCAAAGGGUGCCAUCGGGCUCGACGAUCACCCUGAGGUGCGUCAUAUUGUCGCCGUAUCAGACCCGUCCCAUCAGGGGUGUACAAUGGCUUCGGGAUAACAAACUCCUAACAUUCCAGGCAGCGCGCGGAGGGAUAAAUGUAGAAACCGAAAAGGGUGCGGCACGUACAGUAUCCGUGUUGACUUUGGCGUCGGUGACUCAAGAUGAUGUUGGAAACUAUUCAUGCAGGCCGACGGAGGGUCGAUCAGCCACUGUCAGCUUACUCGUUGAGGAAGGUUAG
Molecule: messenger RNA, 696 nt
Organism: Atta colombica
Lineage: Eukaryota; Metazoa; Arthropoda; Insecta; Hymenoptera; Formicidae
Product: hemicentin-1-like
Exons: 5
Coding region: 1-696 (231 amino acids)
Biological process (GO): synapse organization
Cellular component (GO): neuron projection membrane
Source: RefSeq, a predicted model, not a curated record